Diutina rugosa is the source of this 2397-nucleotide messenger RNA. Its product is annotated as RNA-binding snoRNP assembly protein. Bases 1 to 2397 code for a protein of 798 amino acids. Gene Ontology annotation, cellular component: sno(s)RNA-containing ribonucleoprotein complex. The transcript has a single exon. The record is from RefSeq and is a predicted model, not a curated record. Gene Ontology annotation, biological process: pseudouridine synthesis; box H/ACA snoRNP assembly; ribosome biogenesis. Gene Ontology annotation, molecular function: RNA binding. NCBI's taxonomy places the organism in Eukaryota, Fungi, Ascomycota, Pichiomycetes, Serinales, Debaryomycetaceae.
AUGGACGGACGAGCACUGGACGAUAUACCCACUGACACCCUGAGAGUCGUUCCGGAAGACGCUUCUGUGGACGUUCCGGUGGUGCCUGCUCCCGAUGCCGCGGCUGGUGCCGAUGAUGUGGACCCCGCCCAACCAGCGGCGCUGGAGGCGGCCACGGCUACUUCUGUGCCGCAACAACCAUCGGCUCCGUCGGCGGAACAGGCCACUGCCACGACCGAACUGAACUCAGAUGCACCGGAGAACGGUAACUUGCCUAACGGAGAAGACCACAAAAUGAACGGACCAGCAGCUGCACCCGGAAGCAGUGUCCCCGAGUCCGAAAUGCAGGCACCAGUGGAACAAUCAGCCGUCGCCAAUGACGUGGAGGAUAAACCGACGCAGCCUCAGGAAACGCAAGAGGUGGAAUCCGAGGCGACUCUGGCACCGACUCAACCUGAGCCUGAGAAGACGCAACCAUCGGCGUCUGAAUCUAACCAAACUGCAAUUGAAGAUGCUGCAGGUGAAGAGAAACCUCAAUUGCCUCAGGAACAGCCCCAAGAGCAGCCCCAGGAGCAGCCUCAAGCUGAACCUCAAGAACAAGUGAAGGAACAACUCGACAAACAACCUCAGGAACCCACGCUCACCGCUGACGAUGCUCAACAAGAGCAAACCCCUGAACAAACCCAAGCUCCGAUAGCCGAGCAACCUCAAGAACAGGUUCAGAAUCAGCCGGACUCCGUGGCCUCGGAACAGGUCACCGAGGAAGCCUCGGAACAGCCUCAGAAUACGGAAGCGAAACUGGAACAAUCUGCUGCUGUUGAAGAUGUGCCCCAAGAGCAACCUGAAUUGACACCGACGGCUCCGGCAACCCAAUCGGAGCCUGCCUCUUCGGCACCUCAAGAACCGGCAGCUAUUGCGACCGACGAACCUGUACAACCGACCCCAACAAACCAACCAGAACAAACCUUAGCUCAAGAUGUCCCGCAACCCGAAAUUAAGGCUGAUCCGACGCCUGCGGCAAGCUUACAAUCUCAAUCUGUUGAGACUACGCAACCUGUUAAGCAAGAAGCUCAACCGAGUGCGCCGUCACAUAUUGAAGCUGCUCCCGAAGUGAAGCAAGAACAGCCACAACCCACCGAAAAUGUUGACUUGGCCAACUUCGCCACUGGGGGUAGACUGCGUCGUGCGGCCACAAAGAAUGUUACAUACGGGACGGGUGAUCUGUCUCUGCUGGAGGAAGAGUUUUCUGAAGUUGAACCUGAUAACGAUGAUGAUGACGACUACAUUCAAGACGACCACGGUGACCCCGAAGAAGACGACGGUGGUGUUGGUCCUAUUUUGUCGAAGAAUGAAAUCUCAAACGAACCUGCAUACGUUCUUCCUGACGACUACUUCAUUCCUGACAAUUCUGCUAUUGAGAAGUUGGGGACUGUUGUAAGUGUUGUGGAAGGACUGGUGGUUAUUAAGGCUUCAAUUUCGGGUGAGUUCCGCGUCUUGAAGGAGCGCCUGGUGCUUUGUUUCGAGGAUCGGACGCUUAUAGGGCCUCUCUUUGAAACCUUUGGUCGUCUUCAACAUCCUUUAUACCGUGUCAAGUUCAACUCCCCUGAAGAGCUUCUACCUUUUAUGGACAAAAAGGGCAAGGACGUUUACUACGUGGUCUCGGAUCUGGAAUGGGUUCAAACCGACGGUCUCAAGAUUAAAGGUACCGAUGCCCUGAAUUGCAAUGAUGAAGAACUUCCUCCCGAAGAACAAGAAUUCAGUGACGACGAACUUGAAGCGGAAGCGCGUCGGAAUAGAAAGAACAAGAAGAGAAAGCAAGGCAAGGUACCGGAUUUGGUACCUCCUCCCCAAAAGCGUUUCCAACCUAUGGGUUAUGGCUACGCCCAGCAACAGAUGCCCCAGCACCCGCAAGCUCAAGCUCAGGUGCAAGCGCAAGCUCAGGCUCAGGCUCAAGCUCAAGCUCAAGCUCAAGCCCAGGCUCAACAAUACUACGCGAAGCCUCCUCAGCAAUGGCAACAACAACAACCCCAACAGCAAUACUACGGUAUGCCCUAUCAACAAGGGUAUCCUCAACAGCCUCAAGCCUACCCUCAACAACAACCACAACAGCCGCAGCAAUACUACGGUAACCAACGGGCGCCUUACAAUUACUACCCUCAACCCCAAGCCGCUCAGCAGCAAUACUACGGUAUCCCUCAACCAACAAUGCAGGGAGCAUACGCUAAUCCCAUGGCUCAACAGAUGUCGCCAGAGCAAAUGCAGCAAUACCAAUUGCACUUACAGCAACAGCAGCUACAACAACAGCAGCUACAACAACAACAGCAACAACAUCAACAACCACACAUUCAUCAACAACAUCCUCAACAUCCUCAACAACAUCAACCGCCUCAUCUGCAGGGAUACUAUCCUCCCCGUUAA